This is a messenger RNA of Physella acuta, 637 nucleotides long. RefSeq lists its product as uncharacterized. The record is from RefSeq and is a predicted model, not a curated record. Lineage: Eukaryota; Metazoa; Mollusca; Gastropoda; Physidae.
AUACAAAUCAAGCGGCUACACAAGUUUUAUUUCGUGUUUCAGUGCGUCAUCAUACUUUAAGGAUAGGAUGUGUGGAAGAGCUGAUGUAAAAAUUAUGUGACGUCGACGGAUCGGAUGAGGUCAAGGCCAUGUAUUUGAGGCCAUGAACGCUGCCAGAGCGCUGCUGUUAGUGCUCAUGUUUCUGUUCGCAGCACAGGUGCUUUCGUUCUCUUUUGCCAGCUUGUUCGGUUUACCAGAAAGUCCAACAAGCAAGCCGACAGAGACUGCCAGUCCCCGAUCUAAAAUUAAGAGUACAAAUCCAGUCGCACCAAAAAAAAGCACAAAUUUGAGAGACGAUUCGACCAAAAGACAGUCAAACGACGAGAAGUCAACUCAGCCAGGGUACCAACAGCAGAAAGGGAACAAGAACAAUGGUCCGAGAGACGACAGGGGAAGUGCCAGACACGGCAAUGACAGGGUUGUUCGAAAGACGGAAGAUGAUGAAUGGGUGAAUGAGGAGCGUAAUGACGAGAUACUUAGGCGGGACAAAGUUGUAGAGCGGGGUAGAGAGGCCCAACAAAGUGUAGAGCGAGGCAGAGAGGCGCAACAAAGCAGUGAUAAUACAGAGAGACGAAAAUCCCCGGCUGGUGAGUUCUAG